UCAGAAUCCUAACAUCCUCAUACCCGGCUUGUUGGUUGCCACGGUAACGUGGGUCUCCCGUUAUGGUCUCUCACAACUGGUUACUAUCAACAUAUCCGUGGAAGCUGGAGUUACAGCAAAGAAGUUCGCAAACUCCAUAGGAAAAUAGCGCGUUGUGGUUUAAUACUAGUAAAAUGAAUGCAUGUCAUCAUUUGGGAGUUUCAGGAAGACAAGCCUCUUGAAAAGGAAACAGUUCUUCUGCCAAAUCAUGGGCGCUGGCGCGUCAAUAUCACUCUGUAGUGACCCUUCCUCGGUGAGAAUCCUCAGGCCCGGUGCUAAAGUUAGUCCCUUUGUGGUGUCGGUCCCUGAAGCUCCACCCAGCUCUGUGUUUGGCGUCACCUUGGAAACUCUCCGAGAGAACGAACAGAUGAUCCGUGGAAUACCUCUUGUGUUAAGAGACAUGGUGGAGUAUCUGGACAGCAAUGGGCUGCAGCAACAAGGCCUCUUUCGUUUGAGUGGGUCAGUGCUGCGGACGAGGCAGUUGAGACUGAGAUGGGAUCAAGGAGAAAGAGUUGACCUGGACCACGAAGCUGAUGUCACCACUGUAGCUUCCCUGCUCAAACUCUUUCUCCGGGAACUGCCUGUCCCGAUAGUGCCUGAUCCACACAGAAAAGAGCUGGUUCUAAGCCUAACAGGACAUACUGACGAGUCAGGACUAAACCAGAGGUUGAAAGAAAAUCUUUCUUUACUCCCUGACACUAAUAUUUUGUCCUACCUCAUCCACUUUCUGUCCAGAGUGGCUGCUCAUAGCCAGUCGAACCACAUGCCGUUGGAAAAUCUAGCCCCCAUUUUUGGGCCAUGCAUAUUCCAUGUUCCAGCAGGACCCAGGAUGCUGGAAGAGCAGAGUGUGUGCAACUCCCUGUUGCUCCACCUUCUUAAGCACCAAGCGGUUCUCUUUCCAGCUGAAGCCGAGGCCUCCGUUACAUCCUCCUCUCCUCCUCCUCCAACUCUCUCUGCUCUUUCUCCCUUUGAGAUCCAAGCUAACAGCUGUCAGUCAGAGCAUAGCAGAGAGGGGAAGUGUGAGAAGGAGAUUCCCUCAGACUUUGAGAGCGGAGCUAAACGAACAGCAUGGAUGCAAACUCAGCUCAGCAGCUCUGACAAACUGCCACAGGGCCGUGAAACCAGUUCUGACGUCAGCGCUGACAUUCAGCCGUUGAUUUCAAAUCAGGAUGCCAUUGAGGCAGCUGGUGUGCUCUCUUGCCCCACUGUCUCCAUGACAGAGCAUCAACAACAAACUGGAGAGUCAGAAGUAACAGAAUGUGUGAUGACUUUUUCAGGAAAUUCACAGCACAACAUGCUGUCAAAUGAUAAAGAGGUGGAAGAACUAACUUCCUCAUCUACACAAGAAGACUUGAUGAUCUCUAGAUGUGUGGAGCAGAAUGCAUUUGACUCAAACUCCCGCAGUUCAAAUGAAUCACCAAGCAAAACCCAAACACAGAGUCAACACACAGAUAGCAUGCCAUGCUAUGUUAACGAUGAGAACAAAGAUGAAACCACUGGGCCUGAGAGCCCCUCCCUUAAGCUACAAGCCCUACAAGCAGAAACGGGACCGGAACCAGAACCAGGAGACCCCCAUACUGAGGAAAACCUCUCUGUUGAACAGCAGCCCUUUACUUCAGAAAAAAUGAGGCUUCAUUUAAGCCUUACACCACCUUUGUCACCAUUCCAGGAGGAGAACACUGUCAGCUCACCACAGUCGGAGUCCAGCCCUAUCUCUUCCACUUCCUCCUAUUCAGUGGAAUUUUCAGAAGAUGACAACUUGUUAAGCCCUUCGGUUCCAAACUCAAGUCCGCUUUUGUCCCGUUUAACAACAAGCGACUGCCCUGUUCCCUCGCCACGUUGCUCCAGCUUCAGCCACAGCCUGCGCUACAACCUCGACCCCGACACUGCUCCCUCUCCACCAUGCUUCCAGUACAUGCGCAUGGAAGCAAGUUACAAAAAAGCUCACUCCAGUGUCCACACAGACAAAGAUGAAGGUUCCAUGUCUAUCCCCAUGCUUAACAGACACAUUCAUACCAUCAGAAAGAGGAUCCGACGCUUUGAGGAACAUUUUGAACAUGAAAAACACUACAAGCCAGCUCACAAUGACAAGACAGCAAAUCCAGAAGUGGCUAAACUGAUGAAGGAGCUUGUCAAGAGUCGCAGGCAACUGAAAGAGAUGAAGCUGAGACAGUCAGGAGUCAGAGUCAGCUCCACAGCUGAGACUUGCAGGAACACUUUGUCCCAGAAGGAGGCAGUACCAGCAGGAACUGCACUACAGCCUCUCAAUAACAACAGCAUCACCAAACCCAGUGUAGAGGAAACAGUCAACAUGAUAACCAAUAGGCUCAAGGAAAGACGCCGGGAGCUGGGCCUGCCUGACAGCAUCAAGGAGAUGUCUCAUUUCCAAAUGAGCAUGGAGAAGACGUGCAUGCAGAAGUGUUUGCUGUUCUUUGAGAGCCUCCACGGUCGACCAGGCUCCAGGCACGAGCGCUCGCUGAUGAACCCUUUCUAUGAUCGCUACCAUCUUCUCAAGCAGCUGCUUUUGUCCGCUUCCUCUGCAACCAUCACAACUAUUGAGGAAGAGGAGGGGUCUGAUGAAGAGCAUUCCAAAUAUCAAAGUUCCUGGCAGCAGCCAAGUUGCUUAAAACCUCCCUGGUCUGUGUCUACAAAUGAGUGUUUGCCUUUCUUAGAAACCUCUGAAACCCCCACAGUGUCUCCGCUGGAGGAGGUGAAGGGUCUGGAGUCACAGAUCAUCACCAUGGCAACACUUCAUGAAGCAUCCAGGGAAGAAUUACUGGAGCAUUUGAAAAUAGUUCAAUCAGAGAAGAAACGCUUUCACCAAGCACUCAGGGAGUUUGAAGACCAAUUCUACAUACAGACUGGCAGGGCUUGUCAGAAGGAGGAUCGUGGACCAAUAGCAGAAGAAUACUGCCAAUACAAGAACCUCAAAGCAAAGCUACGCCUGCUGGAGGCCCUGCUCAGUAAAAAACAAACCUCAACCAAAACAGGCUGAGUUAACUCACAGUGGGACCUUUGAGUAGCAGGGCUUAGUCAUGUCUGAACGAGUUUCCAAAGCCAAUGAUUAUGUUUCAUGCCAUGCUCAUUAUGUGAAUGCACUUAACAUGAAGAAAACUGAUGGACAUUGUCUCUGAGUAAAAACUGGUAACUGGCCAAAAACUGCUUAUCAACUAUGGUAAAACAGAUGCAGAAACUCUGCAUGUCAGUAAGACAUUUUAUGUUAGUUGCAUGUGUGUAACACGGUUACUUUUUGGAGAUUAUGGCACUUCGUUUCUCACCAUUUGUUCCUACCAAACCAUCUGCAUUUGAUGAGGAGACUGCACAGCUUGAAAGUGGAGAGGAAACUUGUUUCUCAGCUAAAAUGCUCUCAGUGUUUGUGCAUGUCAAGCCUUCCUAAACCUUCUUUGUGCUAUGAUAUGCAUUCUGACUUUCAUUCUUGGUCUGAAUUGAAUUUAAAUGUUCACCGUGGAUAACAUGCAGUGAACUUAGUGCAAGUUAUAUCUCUAAAAUUUAUAUAUUUAUAUAUAUAUAUAU
Molecule: messenger RNA, 3573 nt
Organism: Oryzias latipes (Japanese medaka)
Lineage: Eukaryota; Metazoa; Chordata; Actinopteri; Beloniformes; Adrianichthyidae
Product: protein FAM13A
Biological process (GO): signal transduction
Source: RefSeq, a predicted model, not a curated record